UCGUCUUGGCCCAGCGCGGCGCCAAGCCGGGGCGGGCGAUGGAUUUCGGAAGGCCUCCGAGUUCUGGGAAUGCUCCGAAGUGGGCUCUUUGCUCAGAUCCCUGGCGACGAUUCCGAUGCAGAGGCCGAGAGCGAGGAGGAGAAGCCGAGCACUGCAGAGGUGCUCCAGCGUGUGAAGAGCGUGCUGGGUGAGAGGUGGCAAGAAGUGCCCUUCAUGGACCUGGUACCCGUUCAGCCUGGAGCGAAGUUCGCCUCCCUCGCGCGGCUCAUGUCCGAUGGCCGGGGCUUUCCACCGGGCUUCCGCAUCGAUCGAAUCCACGCGCCCUUGGUGCGCGAGACCUUCCUCCACAACGGCUUCCGGCCGACCAAGGGCGAGGAUUGGCUCAUCAGUUGGACAGGCCCUCGAAUGCGGGACAAUGUGCACCGGAUGAUGCACGAGUUUCAACGGGUGAACCACUUCCCCAACAGUACCGAGCUCACCAGGAAGGAUCGGAUGUGGGAGAACUUCCAGAGGAUGGCCCAGCAGCACCGCGAGCUGAACUUUGACUUCGUGCCCGAGACCUUUGUUCUGCCGCAACAGCUUCGGAGCUUCAAGCAGCGUUACCUGAAGACCAGGAGCGAGCAGCUUUGGAUCGUGAAGCCAACGGCCUCCUCCCAGGGCCGUGGGAUUUUCAUCCUUCGGAACCUCGUCGAGCUCCCCAUGAAGGAAUCCGUCGUGGUCUCACGCUACGUCGAAAAGCCCCUCCUAAUUCAAGGCUUAAAGUUUGAUCUGCGAAUUUAUGUCAUGGUGACCUCCUUCCGGCCGCUGCGUGCCUACGUCUACCGCGAGGGCUUGACCCGCUUCGCCUCCAAAGCCUACAGCACCGAUGAGGAGCACUUGGCAGAUGUUUACCGACAUUUGACCAACUACUCCAUCAACAAGGGUGCCGAGAACUUCCAAGAGAAUCAGCGAGUGCAAGCGGAUAACUAUGGCCAUAAGUGGAGCCUUUCGGCACUCAAUCGGCACCUCCGAUGUAUCGGCGUGAACGUGAAGGAGAUGUGGAGUCGGAUCAUGGAUAUCAUCGUGAAGACGCUGCUCGCAGUCGAGCCAGCGAUCAGCGCGGCCACGAAAGAGAGCUGCUUACACGAACAGAGCUGUUUUGAGCUGUAUGGCUUCGACAUCCUGGUGGAUGAGCACUUGAAGCCAUGGCUACUGGAGGUGAACCUCAGUCCAAGUAUGCAGGCGGAGAGCCCGCUGGACAAGCAGAUCAAGAGUAGCUUGUUAUCGGAUGCCUUCAACCUCCUUGGCGUGAAACGUCUGGAUGCACAGACCUUGACCUCUGCCCGCUUGAGGGCCCGCUUCCUGUACAUGAGCAAGUUGCAAAGCCAGAUGCCGAAGAGCAAAGACUCGAAGUUGCUGGGCCAUCGACAGGAUCCCCUACGCCCGGAGGAGCCCCGACUGGAGAAGACCGAGGAGCCCUCCGUCGCCGAAGGUGACGCGGAGGGGGAACCUCAGCCGCUGGUGCGAAAGUACUUCAGUCCAAAGAAGCAGGUCUCCCUCAGCACCUUGUGCGAGCCACAUUUGCGGCUUUUAGUGUAUGCCCUCGAGGAGACCCAGCGCUGCUGCAACUUCAUCCGGCUUUAUCCAACUCCAUCAACGGUGAAGCGCUAUCAGCCCCUCACGGAGAGCCGCAGCAUGGAGGACGAGUUCCGGAAUCAGCUGUUGACGGCGGUGCUCUUCGCGCAGCAGAUGCCGCUCUGCGACGAACCCGAGCUCGAGGCCGAGCUCAUCUCCGCACCGGAGCCGGAGCCAGUGCCGAAGGUGGCGCAGGAAGGGAACCUGCAGAUGGUGGAGGAAGCCUUGCAGACGCUCAAAGUCUUGGGGACGAAGAUGAGUUCGCAGCUCUUGCUCAUGGAGUAUAUAGUGCGCUUGCUCAACACCUGCCAUCAGCUGAGUGAUGGUGCUCGGCGCAAAUUGGAGAACCGGCAGCAGUCGGCCAUCGCAGGUGUCCUCCAGAUCUUCCGCCAGCAGCUGGCGCUCUACCUGCGCGCCUCCGAGCGCGGCGCCCGCGCCCGCGGCGCCCACCGGGCGCCGGCCGUGCCGGCCGCGCCGGCUGCGGAGUUGGCGACGGGGCCCAGCGAGGAGCUGCCUGGGGGCAGUGUGGUGGAUGAUGUGGAGGACAUUUGUCAGCAGGCCUUGGUGCAGAUCCUGUGCAAUACCUGGGGCGGUGCAAGAGACCACGCACAACGCGGCGUCGAAAGCCUACGUGGAGAGCUCUCAGUCGUGAGGUGUGCACCUGAGGCUUUUGCCCAGAGCUCCAGCGGCUGUCGCGCGGUCGCCGCGCUGGGCGAGUUGAGCGCCACGGACUUGGAGUCCAUCUUCCGUGCUCCACAAUGCCCGCCCGAGGUGAAAAACUUAUUCCUCGUCCCAGAGGAUCAUGAGGUUGGCUGGAACGUCCUCCGGCGGAUGUCCCAAGCAGGGCCUUUGAGCGAGCUGGAGUUCCUGCAGCGCGUCACCACAACCUUCCAACCGCCCAAAGCUCCGCUGGAUGCUGCGAAGAGCCCUGAGGAUGCGCCGCCCCUCUCGGUGCCGAGGUUGAUGGUCUCCCAGAGUUCUCCCCAGCUGAAGCGCCGCCCGGGGCCGUUGGCGCCCUUGGCACCCAACGGCCUGGCCUACAGCCGAAAGGGGCGGUUUGGCUUCGGUUCCUAUGCCACGGGCCUCAGUGACAUUGAGCUUUGAGUCGUGACGUCUCACGUCUCACGUGACCGGUCGACCCGUUGUGAUGGCGGUGACCGUUGUGAUGUCUCCCGAAGGUUGGGACCCGAGGGUAUUGAAGGUUUGCCUCCAAACUAGCAAAAGCCUUCCCCUCAUAGGUUCUCCAGCUGGGGGACGAGAUAAUUCAGAUCUCAGCCCAUGGGAAUUCGUGACGCCAAGCGUCACUGCAAGGCCGUGGCCGAGGUUGCACAGGUGGCGAAGAGUCCGUGC
Durusdinium trenchii is the source of this 2964-nucleotide messenger RNA. Lineage: Eukaryota; Dinophyceae; Suessiales; Symbiodiniaceae. The record is from the annotation of a GenBank genome assembly.